AAAAGCAAAGCCGCCAAUUAUGUCCGGUGCUUCAUACAACCGCUGUCCACCCCAUCUCCAGCCCUUCGCCGCCGGCCCUUUUCCCUCAAACACCGUCCACCGUCACCAGCCACCACCACCACCUCCUCCUGCCGCCGCCGAUGUUCCUCAAACACCGGAUCAGCUUCAAGAAAUCAUGAGGCGGCGUCUACACGCCCAUAUGGUGCCGGUGGUUCUUAUCCCCGUCGAUCGUCCUGGUUUUAUCCCGAAUUACCCCAGAUUUGAUCCAUCUUCUUUAUCACACCAGAUUGAAGAUGAUUAUUACCAAGACAGUUUCUUUUUCGAUGAAAACGACGAAAACCUAAUACGAUUUUUGGAAGAAGAAGAAGGUGGUGGUAAUAACAUGACUUUCGGUGAUAAUAACAGUGCUGAGCUGUCGGAGGGAACAAUUGUCGCUGAGCUGUCGGAGGAAACGAUUGUCAAGAAUCUGAGAACGAGGGCUUCCGUGGAAAUCGAUGCCGUAGAUUAUGAACAAGAAGUGUGUGCUGUUUGCCUCGACGGUUUGUUUGGAGAAACCGAAAAGGUUAUCGCAACCCUCGGAUGUGGCCAUGUUUAUCAUGUCGAGUGCAUCAAGAAUUGGCUUUUGAGGAAGAACGAGUGCCCCAUGUGCAAAUCCAAGGCCCUCGUUUUCGAUUAAUUCAAUAAAUUAUUAUUUUUAUUUUUAUUUUCGAGUUUCUUGAUUUGUGGAUUUUUGUUGUGUGCCGAUUUGUAUGAAUUAAUUGUAUGGAAGUUCAGACAAUCAAGAUUUAUUGUUGUUGUUGGUCUUUGUUUAAUUUGUUCUAUUGUUAUCUGACUUGUAUUUUUUU
Molecule: messenger RNA, 845 nt
Organism: Erythranthe guttata (spotted monkey flower)
Lineage: Eukaryota; Viridiplantae; Streptophyta; Magnoliopsida; Lamiales; Phrymaceae
Source: RefSeq, a predicted model, not a curated record